CUCCUGCCAUUCUCUUGUUUCGGUUUGCAUCCUCCCGUUCGGAACGUUUGGUUUGUAACUUCCUUCUCGUCUUCCACCUUAUCAUCAACAUAUAGGACUUCACAAUCAUGAUGGUUUGGCACGGCAUGGGCUCCCUGAGCUCGCCGAUUGUCAUCUCAGACGAUGAAGACGAUGCCUAUGUUGAACUGCAACUGCAAGACAGGCUGUCAGACCCAUCCGAAUACGAGCAUGAUGCUGGAAUGGACUUGUAUGAAGAGUCCUACAACUGGAGCUCGCGGGAGAUGUCUCCUGAGCCACCUCCCCAAGUCACAUGGGAAGUUUCCUCUACGUAUUAUCCGGCAGAUGAUGUGGACUGCGACUCUGUCCCAAAUUUGAAGCGCAAGAGGAGUGGCUCUGUCGAAAGUCACGUUGAACCUCCUGCGCUAAAAAGGGUUUUUCACCCGACUGUAGUACCAACCAUGCCUCCAGCUGAGAGUAAAACAGCUAGGAAAAAGCGCCUUCGGAAGGAGCGGCAAGAGGCGCAGGCUCAGAACAAAAAGACCAAGAAGGCAGGUAAACCUCAACAGCUAGAGCCAGAGCGCACCCAUCUUCCACAAGGGCCUGCACUAUCCUCGUCUUCGACGUUGCGAGAGAGUUUUACCGCUGCGUCCAGACCUCCCGGAUUCAGUGGCCACCACGACCAAAUGGAUCUUCCACAGCCCAUACCCCUUCCGUUGCUACACCUACAUCCGGCGCCUCCAUCAUUUCAUCCAAACAUACCGCUGCCUCAAUCGAUACCCUAUAACCCAUUUUUGAAUCUCAAUUUCGAUCCUUACCGUGCAUUUCCUCCUCAGCCAGCUAUGAACAUUCCUACGGUGUCUCACCCACUCCCGGCUCCGCCACCCGCCCGAACGAAUGCCCAAUCGAAUCCUCAACAACCUGCUACUGUCAAACGAAUUAUUGGCAUGCCAUCAGACUCUGACCUGAAUGACAAACAUUCCACCUUCCCGUCCAAGUUGUCACCGCUACCCGACCCUUCGCGUACCCUCAUCAUGGGCAUGCUACCAAAGAAGUUCCGUACUCAAAGCUUUGCGUUGACUUGGUCAAUGUCUUUUGAUAAGUCCCCUCCUCCGAAGGUUCCGCCUCGUAUUGAAGUAGAUCCUAAGGCGGGGAAGACUUUGAUUGAGUUCAAGACGGUACAGCUAGCUAGGACGGCGUGGGGCAGCUCUAGAUUUCCUCCGGGAGAAGGCAAGGAACAUAUACGCGUCUGGUGGUAUCACGAGAUUGAGGAAGGCGAGAUUGGCGAGGAGGGCGAAAUUGUACCUGAACCAACACCGGCGCCAAAGAAAGAGAAAGUCAAAGCGAAGGGAAUUUCGACUGGCCCCCCUCGCUCGCAGUUGCCAGGCAUCGCCCCGAUUGCUCCUUUCGUUCCCACCAUGCGUGAGGAAGCCCUGCGUAUCAGAACGAACUUGGGUUCUUUCGCGUCGCGACAGCAGUCCGCUACUUCAACGACCUUCUCUGUCUUCGGUGAGGAAGCUAUGGAUCUAGGCUCAGACGACGGUUUCGAAGACCGGAAACCCACCACUUCGCUGGCAUUUCCGGCAGAAAGGAACCUGAUGGAGGCGUCUUCUUCAUCGGAUUCUUCUACAACGCUGAUCUCGGACCUGUCUAUGACUUCUCAAGCAAGUUCAUCUUCGACCGCUCUGUCUUCUCCAGUAUCCUUGGUCAAGGCGGCUUUCACACCCAUUGAGAUAUCUUCAGCAGAGUCAUCAUCCCUUUCCAUGUCUACUUCUCAAAUGCCGCUACGCGCUCCAACUCCUACACCUCAAGACAGUAGUUUGGCGACUUCAAAGCCGACGAUACCGCUCGAUGCGAAACAGGCAGUGCUCGCUCGACAGAAGGAACUGGAGGCGAGAAUCGCCCAGAGUAGAAAGGAGAUUGCGGCGAGAACGGCUGAGUCGCGUGCUCCGUCACCGAAAGUGGGAUCGUUGCCAACCACAUCCGCAAGCGAUAUGCCUGCCGCUAUCAUACCAACAGAUCAGGUUCCUCUAGUUUCUGAUACUACGUCGGCUGAGGAAGAAUUACGCAAGUUGGUAGUCAAGAGCAAGAGUCGGGUGAAGACUGCCACGGGUCAUUCGGUCACUCCAUCUGAAGUCACUUCUGGGGCAGCGUCCACAGCCGCCACUCCGACAAUCAGCAAGAGUUCUGUCAACUUCGAUGCUCUAGCAGUCUCUUUCAUCACCGAGACGAUUCAGACAGUCGCAGCGCCGGCUGCUGUGAAGGCAGUUCCAGCCCCAGUUCCUCUGAGCAAGCUCUCAGAAAGGGAAUUGCUCAACGAGAAGCAGAAGAUCCUAGAACGGCAUAUCGCUGAAAGCAAGGUGCUAAUGGACAGACUUCAAGCCGCGCGUACCAAAACCGAAAAAGACAUCGUUUUAGGCGAGUUGAGGGAGUGUAGGCGGACUAUGGAAGAUGCAAUAAAGAACUUUUCGCAAACACCUGCGGCUCUUCCGAUGGAGUCAAGGUCAACAUCGACUCAUUCACCGUCGAAUCCUUGGCCUGAAACACAUCAGGACUCUUAUGUGUUGGUCAUCAGCGACGACGAAGAUGAUGAUGUUGACGACGACGAAGACGAUCUAUGACUAUCCAAACAGUCCUAGAUCAUAGGUAAGUCAGUUGUCUCAUGUUUUGUAGGUCGAUUUCGGGAAGUUUGGCGGGUCUCUUUGGGAGUAUCUUCAAUCUAUCUAUCGCAUGCACAAUUAAUCUACGGCAUAUUCGCAGGCGACAUAAUCGCCAAAAGUUUUGCACAUUCUGUGAGUGCCAGUUUCUCUGUCUGGCCUUCGUCUUUCACGUCUCACAGUUCCAACCAUCCAAACUAGAACAUUCUCGUGUCUUAUAUUGUCAUUCUCCUCGUUUUUCUGUACGUUCUGUAGGAUUGACAUUGUGAUGCACGUCUUGCCGAACUGCCAGUGACUUUGUCCUAGCAUGUCGGUUAGGAUGGCAUGACGGUUGUUACUUCCCAAUUGAACGUCAUACCACUGAUUUUCUACUUCGUUUCUUGUUUUGUCGUACUACUCAAUCAUAUCCGAUUUCCUUGACUGGCAAACGUCCGAGUGUGCCAUGAAUUCAGCAUUGAAUC
This is a messenger RNA of Somion occarium, 3115 nucleotides long. NCBI's taxonomy places the organism in Eukaryota, Fungi, Basidiomycota, Agaricomycetes, Polyporales, Cerrenaceae. The record is from the annotation of a GenBank genome assembly.